Messenger RNA from Parasteatoda tepidariorum (common house spider), 3022 nucleotides. RefSeq names its product WD repeat-containing protein 3. Gene Ontology annotation, biological process: maturation of SSU-rRNA. The record is from RefSeq and is a predicted model, not a curated record. Gene Ontology annotation, cellular component: small-subunit processome; Pwp2p-containing subcomplex of 90S preribosome. Gene Ontology annotation, molecular function: snoRNA binding; protein binding. NCBI's taxonomy places the organism in Eukaryota, Metazoa, Arthropoda, Arachnida, Araneae, Theridiidae.
CGUCUAUUUUGUUUUACUUGUUUUGGCAACAAUACUCAACAGUUUGUAAACAAACUUUGUUAUUAUGUUGUUGUGCUUGCCAAUGCACGUGUAGUUCAGUAUUAAUUGGUGUUUUAAUUUAACAUUUUAUAUUUACGAUUCAAUAAUUAAUUAUGACUACUAAACAGUACUUGCGAUUUGAGCCUGGCAACAUUUUUGGACUCGUUGCUAGUUCAACUGCUAAAAUAUUGCCUGUUAAUUAUAGUAAUAAAAAUAAUCUGUUCGCUGUUCCAGCCUGUGAAAAUAUAUACGUCUGGAAUUUACAAUCAAAGGAAAAAUCUCAAGUAUUGGCUGGUGAAAAGAGCAACGUAACUUGUUUUGUUGUUGAUAAUGGCUGCCGAAAUAUUACAGUAGGGUAUGCUGAUGGCAAGAUUAAAGUUUUUGACUUAAAAACUGGCAGGUGUGAAGUUUCCUUUCUUGGACACAAAUCAGCCGUUUCUUGCUUGACUUAUGAAAAUAAAGGCUCCAAUUUAGCGUCUGGAGGCAAGGAUUGUGAAAUAGUGUUGUGGAAUGUCACAGAUCAAGCAGGUUUAUUUAGACUGAAGGGCCACAAAGGUCCCAUUACCAAAUGUAUAUUUCUUCAUCCAAAAAAUGUGUUAAUAUCUAGUUCAUUGGACACUUAUAUAAAGCUUUGGGACUUGGAUACAAAGCAUUGUUUUCAUACAGUUGUUGGCAAUCGAAAUGAGAUCUUGGAUUGUGUCAUAGUGAAGGAAACAAAACUAAUUGUUGGACUGAAUGGUAUAAAUCUUAAAGUUUGGAAUAUUGCUUCAGACACUAAUGAAGAUGAUCCUAUAUCUGAUAGAAAACGAUUGAAAAUAGACGAACUUGGGAUGGAUUCAGUUGGCAUCAAUGAUGGAUCUAAUGAAGAUGAAUUUGAGAAUUGUAAUGUGACAGAAGCAGGUACAAUUACAACUUCAGAGAGUAAAACAACAUCAAUAGUUUUAGAUCCAUCCGAAAGACUCUUAGGUGUUCAUGGCUCGACAAAAAUUGUGCAGCUGUACAAAAUUCUUACUCAAGUUGAGAUGAAUAAGAAACUCCGCAAGCGGAAAGCUAAAGAAAUGAAAAGAAAAAAGAAUGAAGGCGAUGAUGGUGAUUUGUCUGUGUCCAUUUCAAUUGAAGAUGAGUUUUCCUCCCUCGGUUCUUUUCAACUUUUGGGAAAAGUUGACUCAUUUGCGAUGUCUGUAAAUAAUCAGGAUUUGGCUAAAAUUACUGUGUUAUUUAAGAACAACAGCAUAGCUCAGUAUAAUUUUGAUUUGAAACAUAAACAUUCUAAGUUGGAACUAAGUCGUAGUAUAUUGACUCCAGGACAUCGUUCAGCUAUAAAAGCUUUAAGCUGUAGUUCAGACAGUUUAACUAUUUUAUCCGCAAGCGAUGAAUCAAUAAAAGUCUGGAACAGUUUAAAUGAAGAGCAAGCAUGUUCAAAUACUUUGAAUUGUAACUCUGCUCUUUGCUCUGUUUUUGUGCCUGGAAACAAUCAUUGCAUAAUUGGUACAAAGAAAGGGAAAUUAGAAAUAUAUGAUAUAUAUGCUGGCGAUUUACUGGAAAGAUUAGAUGCUCAUGAUGGCUCUGCUCAAUGUGCUGUAUUAACUCCUGAUGAGGGUGGGAUUACAAGUGGUGGUAGUGACAAAGAAGUCAAGUUUUGGGAUUUUGAACUUAUAACAGAUAGUGAAUAUUCUGAAGUUAAGAAAAGAUUGUCUCUUAAUCUGAGAAGGACUUUAAAAAUGCCAGACGAAAUUUUAUGUAUUCGAUACAGUCCUGAUUAUCAGAAAAUUGCUGUGGCAUUAUUAGAUAGUACUGUUCAAGUAUUGUUUGUGGACACAUUAAAACUUGCAUUUUCACUUUAUGGACAUGCUUUACCAGUGACAUGUAUGGACAUCUCUCAUGAUAGUACAUUAAUUGCAACAGGCUCAGAAGAUAAAGAUGUACGAAUUUGGAGUAUGGAGUUUGGAAGUUGUAAUAAGUUUUUAAAGAAAGCUCAUGAUAAAGGGAUUACUUGCAUAAAUUUCUUACCAAAAACACAUUUGUUUUUCACUGGUAGUAGAGACAAUACUGUUAAACAGUGGGAUGCUGACAAUUUUCAAAAAAUUAUCACCCUGAAAGGCCACCAGAAUGAAGUGACAGCUAUAACUGUUUGUCCUGAUGGUUCGUUUGUAGUGACUUCUUCUCGUGACAAAUCUUUACGAUUGUGGAAUAAGACAAGAGAGCCACUGGUUUUGCAAGAAGAGCAAGAAGAAGAGGAAAAGGAAGAUCUUGAGGCAACUGAGGAUUUACCUCCAAUUCCAGGAGAGGUUAAUAAAGAGGUAGCACUAUCAGGAAUGAAGUCAGAGGAAACUAUUAAAACAGUUGAUCAGUUGAUUGAAGCUUUGAAAGUUUAUUCUUCAGAAGUUUUAAAACUUGAAGAAUUUGAGCUGGAAUGUAAAAGUGUUGGAAAAAAGCUUCCCACCCCAGCUGCUCAUCCUUUGUUGACAGCUUACCGUGCAUCUACACCUCUGGAAUACAUUAGAAAAGUUAUAGUAAAAGUUAAAUCAAGUGAACUGGAGGGUGCUUUGAUGUACCUACCCUUUAAUUAUGUUUUAGAUUUCUUGAGAAUAUUGUCUGAAUUUACUGAUAAAGGUUGGGAGACUGAACUUUGUGAAAAAUGCACGUCAUUUUUAGUAAGAAUCCACUUUGGACAGAUUUUGACUUCUCAAAAUUUCCAGCCUGUUAUUGAAAAGUUAAAAGAAAAGCUUUUUGGUCAAGUACAUCAUAUGAAGGAUAAAAUUGGAUAUGCAAAAGUAGUGAGCAAUCUUCAACAAGUUGCAAUUGAUGCACGGGAGGAGGUAUCUAUGUUUUCUGAAGUAUUGGAAAACGUUCAAAAGAAAAAGAAAAAAGCAAGGCGAAAACUAGAACGCCCAAUCAUAACUUAUUCUUGAAAAUAUUUUUACAUAAAUUGUAAAUACAUUUGUAUAUACUCAUGUUGAAUAAACUUUUUAAAAAAUCUUAA